Molecule: messenger RNA, 522 nt
Organism: Histoplasma mississippiense
Lineage: Eukaryota; Fungi; Ascomycota; Eurotiomycetes; Onygenales; Ajellomycetaceae
Exons: 5
Coding region: 1-522 (173 amino acids)
Source: RefSeq, a predicted model, not a curated record
AUGUAUUUCAAUGUCCAAUCAGAUAACGGUACAAUCACGAAUGAUCACGCCUUGAGGCAGUGGAGUUCGAGAUACGCUCGAAGCAUCGAGGACGUUAAAGAUCCUAGGGUUGCAAUGAAUUUGGGAAACCUCUUAACAUCUGCCGGAUUUGUCAAUGUUGAAACGAAAUUGAUCAAUAUCCCAUUAGCUGCAUGGUCAAACGAAUUUGAGGUACUUGUAGCACAGGCUCGCAUCGAGGUAGAUAACCUCUCACUUAAAGCAUACUUCCCGCUCGUAAUCCAGAUCAAACUACCUAGGCGAAAUUUGUUUGGUGUUGCCAGCCAUGGCAAUCUGGAGGCCAUUGUUUGUUGUUUGGAUGCUAAGGGUCCCCAAGCCAUGAAGCCAAAAGAGUCUUCAAGUCUCUUACAUGCUGCGAAUGGAUGUGAUUUCAAUUUCAUCAAAAAGGAGAAUAUUCGAGAAGUUGAGGGAAAAGCUACCGUUUUGAAGUGUCUGAAGCUAUCUUUCCAGCGUGAACCUUACUAA